AUGAUUUCACUGGGUUUUUGGGCUCUGAUUCAUGGUAUCAAUACCUCUCUCAUCGUAAUACCAUCACCCAUUCCAAGUACUACAUCCAAAGUGCCAAUUAUAAGGGAGAAACGUCAAGCAACCGCUUCUGGGGAGACAUGUGGGUACGCAAAUGGAAACGCAAUGUUUCCUCGAUCCGCAGCACCUGGAUAUUUUUGCGGCAAAGACGCUCAGAACAGCUUAUGGGGCUUCUGCUCAGACGCUGUUACUGUUGCUGAUUGUGGACUCUUCGGGUACUGCUUUGAUAAAGGAGCAUGCUCUGCUGGUUGCGGGGUUUCCGAAUUAAUCUCCACGACUUGCCAGCCUUACUGCUUUUCGGAACUGCUGGUGUCUAAUUAUCAGACCUAUACGCAUAUUACGUGUGCAAAUGCUCCUGGCUCAGCUGUUUGGCUUGCGGUUCCCACCAUUACGUCUCCCAUGCCAGCAACCAUAUCUUCCUCAUCACGAGCAGCGGUAAGCAUAUCAACUCUGGAAAAAACAGUAACUGUAUCUUCCUCGUCAUUCGCCACGAAUCCUAAAGUAUCAACUUCUAAACCUGCUAUCAAAUCAUCAACCAUAACCGACGAUCCAGCAGCCACAUCUAACACUGGUAUAGCCCCAUUUAGCACAGAAUACCCAUCAAGCAGUUUGCCAGUAGGUGCCAUCAUUGGCGGGGCUCUCGGAGGUCUCAGUCUCAUCCUUCUUACAAUCAUCGUCGUCGUCUUUUUGAAGAGACGACACACGUCUACCGCGAAAGUCGUAAAACGAGAGCCAGUCAGCGAGUCACCAGGCACGACAGCAAGGAGUGAGAUUUUUGAGAUACAUGGUGGUCAAGUUGAUAGACGUGCUGAUGGGCUUCGGAGCCCAAAAAUAGUACGGAAACUGAGCUCUGCUGCUUUUUCAGGAAUUUACUGA
Messenger RNA from Botrytis byssoidea, 933 nucleotides. RefSeq lists its product as uncharacterized. The transcript is spliced from 2 exons. Bases 1 to 933 code for a protein of 310 amino acids. The record is from RefSeq and is a predicted model, not a curated record. NCBI's taxonomy places the organism in Eukaryota, Fungi, Ascomycota, Leotiomycetes, Helotiales, Sclerotiniaceae.